AUGGCUGGCGCGCUCCAGAACGCGAAGAGGGACCUACCCAAGAUAGUUGAUGAGGGGCGCGAGUCGCGCUUCGGCCAGGUCUAUGGCGUCUCCGGACCCGUCGUAAUUGCGGAGAACAUGACGGGAGCUGCUAUGUACGAGCUCGUCCGUGUGGGACAUGAUGAGCUUGUCGGAGAGGUCAUUCGUAUCGAUGCGGACAAGACGACAAUUCAGGUCUAUGAGGAGACAUCGGGGGUUACGGUCGGCGACCCCGUCUUGCGCACAGGGAAGCCACUGAGCGUAGAGCUUGGCCCAGGUCUUAUGUCCAAUAUUGUCGACGGGAUUCAGCGACCACUCCGUUCCAUUCAAGAACUCUCCAAGUCGAUAUACAUACCCCGCGGAAUCAACACAGACGCCCUCGAUCGGUCACUCAAGUGGGACUACGACCCAAUCAACUAUAAGGUUGGAGACCACAUCUCCGGCGGUGACAUCUUUGGACGCGUCUAUGAGAACUCCUUGGUCGACCAACAUAAGAUCAUGCUUUCUCCACGCGCCCUUGGUACAAUUACCUGGACCGCAGAGAAAGGCAGUUAUGCAGUGGACGAUAUCGUGCUGGAGACCGAGUUUGACGGAAAAACUACGAAGCAUACGAUGAUGCAAGUCUGGCCUGUCCGGGCACCUCGGCCUGUAACGGAGAAGCACACCGCGGAUUAUCCUCUGCUCACCGGACAACGCAUCCUGGAUGCGCUGUUCCCAUGCGUGCAAGGUGGAACAACAGCUAUUCCUGGUGCCUUCGGUUGUGGAAAGACCGUCAUUUCUCAAGCGCUAUCCAAGUACUCCAACAGCGAUAUUAUCAUUUACGUCGGAUGUGGCGAGCGAGGAAACGAGAUGGCGGAAGUGUUGAUGGACUUCCCAGAGCUAACCAUGGAGGUCGGCGACCGCCAAGAGCCUAUCAUGAAGCGUACCGCGCUCGUGGCGAACACCUCCAAUAUGCCUGUCGCGGCGCGUGAGGCGUCCAUUUAUACUGGUAUCACGCUUGCAGAAUACUUCCGUGACCAGGGCAGCAACGUAUCCAUGAUGGCUGACUCGACAUCUCGGUGGGCUGAGGCGUUGCGUGAAAUUUCUGGUCGUCUGGCAGAGAUGCCUGCUGAUUCAGGUUAUCCGGCAUACUUGGGCACGAAGUUGGCUAGCUUCUACGAACGAGCAGGUAAGGUAACCUGUCUUGGCAAUCCUGUUCGCCAAGGUACUGUAUCAAUUGUGGGAGCAGUCUCGCCUCCGGGUGGUGAUUUCUCAGACCCUGUCACGUCGGCAACGCUUGGUAUUGUGCAAGUCUUCUGGGGUCUUGACAAAAAGCUCGCGCAGCGGAAGCAUUUCCCGUCCGUCAACUGGAACAUCUCGUAUUCCAAAUACACGAAGGUGCUCGAGCCACACUAUGAGACGACCGAGCCUGGGUUCGUGGAGCUGCGCACAAAGACGAAGGAGAUUCUCCAAAAGGAGGACGAUCUAGCGGAGAUCGUGCAAUUGGUUGGCAAGAGCGCCCUCGGCGAGGCGGACAAGAUCACGCUGGAGGUCGCGCGGAUGCUGAAGGAUGACUUCCUCCAGCAGAACGGUAUGAGCGAAUACGACCGAUUCUGUCCGUUCUACAAGACGAGCGCGAUGUUACGCAACUUUGUCGCGUUCCAUGAUGCUGCGCUCAAGGCGGUUUCACAAAGCGACAUCACGUUCGCGCGUAUCAGGGACUCUGCCGGCGACAUCAUGUACAAGCUGUCGCAGAUGAAGUUCGAGUCGCCAUCACAAGGAAAGGAACCAAUCAAGCAGAGCAUGGACGCAUUAUAUAAUGAGAUCCAGGAGAAGUUCCGGCAGCUCGUAGAGUAA
Molecule: messenger RNA, 1854 nt
Organism: Postia placenta MAD-698-R-SB12
Lineage: Eukaryota; Fungi; Basidiomycota; Agaricomycetes; Polyporales; Adustoporiaceae
Exons: 11
Coding region: 1-1854 (617 amino acids)
Biological process (GO): proton transmembrane transport; ATP metabolic process
Cellular component (GO): proton-transporting V-type ATPase, V1 domain; fungal-type vacuole membrane
Molecular function (GO): proton-transporting ATPase activity, rotational mechanism; ATP hydrolysis activity; ATP binding
Source: RefSeq, a predicted model, not a curated record